ACUAAUCCCCUUACUUUUGAAGGUAAUACUACAUUAGUGGGUACUCCUGAAGAACGUAUGAUGAAUGUUUUUGGUGGUCGUAUUAAAGGUGAUGCUCGUCAAUCUUCAUCAAGAAGAGAAAUAGGUGAACCAAGAAUGAUUGCAGGUGUAUUAGUUCCACACAAGCCAACAGAACCAAAUAACUGUUGUAUGUCUGGGUGUGUUAAUUGUGUUUGGGAGCAAUAUAAUGAUGAUUUAAAAGAUUGGAGAAGAUUAAGAAAUGAAGCUGCUAUCAAACUUAACCAAACUGAUCGUAUAUGGCCUUCUGAUUUUAAUCCACCUUUAGCUGCAUUAGAAAUGAAGAAUUCGAAACCUGGUGCACAGCAUGCAAGAUCUGUUGUUCCUGAAUUAAAUCAAGAUUUAGAAGAUAAGGAAGAUUGGGAAAAUGUUCCUGUUAGUUUUAGAGUUUUCGCUGAAACUGAAAAGAAGAUGAAGGCAAGACAACUGGAGAGAAAACGUCGUCGUGAAGAA
Molecule: messenger RNA, 510 nt
Organism: Hansenula anomala
Lineage: Eukaryota; Fungi; Ascomycota; Saccharomycetes; Phaffomycetales; Wickerhamomycetaceae
Gene: DPC25
Product: Dpc25p
Exons: 2
Cellular component (GO): mitochondrion
Source: RefSeq, a predicted model, not a curated record